Ochotona curzoniae (black-lipped pika) is the source of this 4303-nucleotide messenger RNA. Its product is annotated as cytoplasmic dynein 1 light intermediate chain 2. Gene Ontology annotation, cellular component: cytoplasmic dynein complex; centrosome. The record is from RefSeq and is a predicted model, not a curated record. NCBI's taxonomy places the organism in Eukaryota, Metazoa, Chordata, Mammalia, Lagomorpha, Ochotonidae. Gene Ontology annotation, molecular function: dynein heavy chain binding. Gene Ontology annotation, biological process: microtubule-based movement; microtubule cytoskeleton organization. Bases 99 to 1577 code for a protein of 492 amino acids. The transcript has 13 exons.
UCCGCGGGGAGCGGCGGGCGCCGGGCGGCCGGUUCGGGGUCCUCGCGGGUCCUCGGCAGGCCCGGGGGAGGGCCCUCUUUGUGGCUGCAGUUGGCAAGAUGGCGCCGGUGGGGGUAGAAAAGAAGCUGCUGUUGGGUCCCAACGGGCCCGCGGUGGCGGCCGCCGGCGACCUAACUAGCGAAGAGGAGGAGGGUCAGAGUCUAUGGUCUUCGAUCUUGAGCGAAGUGUCCACCCGCGCCAGGUCCAAACUGCCGUCUGGCAAGAACAUCCUGGUGUUCGGUGAAGAUGGUUCUGGUAAAACAACUCUCAUGACGAAACUACAAGGGGCUGAACAUGGCAAGAAGGGCAGAGGCCUGGAAUAUCUCUACCUCAGCGUUCAUGAUGAGGACCGAGAUGAUCACACACGCUGUAAUGUUUGGAUUCUGGAUGGAGACCUGUACCACAAAGGCCUGCUGAAAUUCGCAAUGUCUGCGGAAUCCUUGCCGGAGACCUUGGUCAUUUUUGUUGCAGACAUGUCUAGGCCUUGGACUGUGAUGGAAUCCUUGCAGAAAUGGGCUAGUGUUUUACGUGAGCACAUUGAUAAGAUGAAAAUUCCGCCAGAAGAAAUACGGGAGCUAGAACGGAAGUUUGUGAAAGAUUUUCAAGACUAUGUUGAGCCCGAAGAAGGUUGUCAAGGUUCCCCCCAGAGAAGAGGCCCUCUGACCACAGGCUCAGAUGAGGAGAGCGUUGCUUUGCCCCUGGGGGACAACGUGCUGACUCACAACCUGGGGAUUCCCGUGCUGGUGGUGUGCACAAAGUGUGAUGCCAUGAGCGUCCUGGAAAAGGAACACGACUACAAGGACGAGCACCUGGACUUCAUCCAGUCGCACCUGCGCAGGUUCUGCCUCCAGUAUGGAGCUGCCUUGAUUUACACAUCAGUGAAAGAAGAGAAAAACCUCGACUUACUGUAUAAGUACAUCGUGCAUAAAACAUACGGGUUCCACUUUACCACACCUGCCUUAGUUGUGGAAAAGGAUGCAGUUUUUAUACCUGCAGGCUGGGACAAUGAGAAGAAAAUCGCUAUUUUACAUGAAAACUUCACAACUGUGAAGCCAGAAGAUGCAUAUGAAGACUUUAUUGUGAAACCCCCUGUGAGAAAGCUGGUCCAUGACAAAGAGUUAGCAGCGGAGGAUGAGCAGGUGUUCCUAAUGAAGCAACAGUCACUCCUUGCCAAGCAGCCAGCCACGGCCACAAGAGCCUCCGAAUCCCCUGCGAGAGGACCCUCUGGCUCUCCAAGGACCCAGGGCCGAGGAGGGCCAGCCAGUGUGCCCAGUGCUUCCCCUGGCACGUCAGUGAAGAAGCCAGACCCAAACAUCAAAAAUAAUGCAGCCAGUGAAGGCGUGCUGGCCAGCUUCUUCAACAGUCUUUUGAGUAAAAAAACCGGUUCCCCUGGAAGUCCUGGUGCUGGAGGGGCACAGAGCACAGCCAAGAAGUCAGGACAAAAGACUGUGUUAUCAAAUGUUCAGGAAGAACUGGAUAGAAUGACUCGAAAGCCAGACUCCAUGGUAACAAACUCUUCAACAGAAAAUGAAGCCUGAUCCUCCUUACAAAGUGCAUAUGUCAAAUGACCAAAUAACUCUGUAUAUUGAUCUGCUAAGACCAGGAUUUUUCUGAUAUGGCACAUGCUAUCAGUUUUGGGGCAGGGGAGAUGAACUCUAAACAAACAAAAAACUUCAUUGGCUUGUCCAGGUGUGAAAUACACAUUGAGGAAGGUUGUACGUCAGACCCCUUACUAAGGAAAACCCUUGGACUCUUGGGUUGUGCUCUCGUUGGCAGGGAGUGCCGCUGCUUUCUUGUGGAGGGAAAGUAGAGCGAGAGAGGGAGGGCCCCUUUCCUGUCGGGUGGAGCAGAAGAGCCUAGGCAAUCAUUGACCUGAGAGGGUGGUGUCUGACCAUUUGUGUGUUAGCAAAUUCACUUGUUCUUGGAGGCAGAUUAAGUAGCAGAAAGUGCAGGAAAGGGAGCGACUGGAGGGGGAAGCGAGAGAAGUGAUGAUGGAGAAGCUGAACGUGAGGGAGGUGGAGGAGUAGGAGGUGAGCAGUGUUAACAGACUGUGUUUACAAGUCGAGUAAUCAUUGUUUAAGACUUACCAAUUAGAAACAUUUCCAAACUAAACACUAAGCAAAUGGGAAUUAGACCUGUUCUUGAAGCAUUUUGCACUAAUAAAGAUGUGUUAAGUGCGAGGCGUCUGAGUCAGCUGGCGCUGCUGCCCAGGGUCCACAUACUUGGCCAAGCCAUGUUCUGAUGGGAGGCCCUAGGCUCCACGCACAUGCGUGGUGGGGCAGACAGUCACUGCAGAAUGUAUUCAAAGUCAGCAGUUUAAUUUACUUUAACUUGUGUUUUCUAAAUAGUUCUUGCUUUUUAAAUUGUUAUUAAUUAUUUUUUAACUACCACAGGCUGGCCUAUAAUAGGAAUGGGGUGACCGCCCUCCCUUUGUCGUGGUGCAGUGCGCUGCACAGUGUGGGGACAGUUCACAGGCCAUUGCACUCCAGUUACCUGGCUCGCAGCAGGCCCUGCCUCCUAGCUGGGGGACCUUCAGAGUCCUGGCUCCCUGGUCUGACCAGUGCUAUUAGGUGGACAAAUAUGUGGGAGUCUUUUUUACUGAAGAUGAAAGUUAAAGAUUUUUGUGUUUUACAUAAAAUGUAGCACUUUGUUUUCGUAUGGAAAUGAUAGUUUCAGAUAUCUCCCAUUUAGGGCAAAUCCAUGCACAUUGUCAUGUCACAUCACUAUUCUGGGAUUGAGUUCUGUGAAUUUGGAAUGGCACUUUUUAAUUUUAUAUAUGAUACAGCGUUGAGAUGCAAACACUACCAUGAACUGUGUUGUCAAACCAAGGGAGAGAACCACACUUCACAUACAUGGCAUUUCCUAUGAGUGUUGUCCUGUCUCAGCAUCACUUCUGUAAUGUUAUGAUAUGUACAUACCUGCUCUGACUGACCACUAAUGUGCUGGGCAUCACAGCAUAGCCUGUGUGAUGUAACAAGACCCAUAAAACUGUCUUGACUUGCUUAUAAGGUCUGAACACUGUUGAUGAGAAAGUUGAGUAUUUACUUGCCUUUCUGACGAGCAAAAAUAUGUUUCUUGUGCCAGUUUUUGUUGUUGAAAUAUAUUAUUUUUUUCUUAAAUUUUUUUUCUUUUAAUAUAUUGUGGCUUCCUAUUAUCAGGUUGUCUAGGUGAUGAUGGCAAACUCUGUGGAAUGAUAGUAAUGGUGUGAUGACCAACAGAGUCCAAACAGCUUGUGGCCACACCAAAGGGCAGGGAGUAGAAGGGAUACUUACUGCUUCUGCAGCAGGCGGGGGCAAAAUGAGUGACCUCAGGAGUCGGAAAGCAUUUUAGGAAGGGCACAUGCCCAAGAGGGAUGUGGUGUGGUUUGAAAUUUUAAUGCAGAAUUUUAAAUUGUUUUUAUUUUUUAUCCUUUGAACUGAUAAGCACUUUGUGUGUCAAUAUCAAAUGUCCUGAGCACGCAGAAAAAGGUCCAGACACCGGUCUUGGGAAGGAAGGGAUUCAUGGAGACUACUUCCUGGCUCUUAUGUCAGAGGGCUGCUCCUUGGAGCGGGAGUAACUGGGGCACAGCGUCUGUGCUCAGUGCUUGCCAAAGCCAACCUACCCUGAGGAGCUGCAGGGUUCUUCCUGGGCUGGAAGGAGAGAGGACUUUGUUACUUUAGGGUUCUCAAGCAUUGGAACCAAAGGCCAAAUAAUAGCCUUUACUCAUUAAAGUAAGAUUCAUUUUAUUUGCAGAAUACACUUGUAUGGUAGACUGUUAAAGAAAAUUUUAUGGCUAUUUAUACACAUUAUAAUAAUCACAUCUACUAUUUGUCUUUAAAAUGGAAAAAUCAAAGAAAAAUAAGCCCAGCCUUGAAGAGGGGGCCUAGAUGAAGGCCCAUGAAUUGGUCUUUUCUAAAAAAAUGCAACAGGUAUGCUGCUAGAUUAUUUUAUUUUGUUUGCUUUUUUUUUUUUUUUUUUUUUUUGGUUUGGCCUUUUAAGAUCAGUAUUUAAACUGUUUUAUUAAUUUAACAAAGUUGAAAGUGACUGCUCUGUACAUCAUGAUCAUAACAUGUUGAUGCUGUAAGUGAAAGUUCGCUGUCAUCUAGAUACUAAGUUUAUUGGUGUUUUUAACGUCAAACUAGGACUGCAGGUUAUCUGUCCCCCACCAGCCUUAGACAGGGGUAUGACUCAAUCUGGGGGCCGUAUGCAGUCAUGUGGAACCUUGCUUUCUAGUGCUCGGGGGAAAUGUCUAAUUACUGGCUUCAAUAAACAUGAAUCCAGACUG